Trichoderma atroviride IMI 206040 is the source of this 1551-nucleotide messenger RNA. Lineage: Eukaryota; Fungi; Ascomycota; Sordariomycetes; Hypocreales; Hypocreaceae. The record is from RefSeq and is a predicted model, not a curated record.
AUGGCGAAUGACGAUGAAAAGGUUGAAGCCGUCGCCUUGGAGCACCAAAGCUUCGAUGCCGCCAAAGACACGGAGCUGGCAAGGCAAGCAGCCGAAGCCGAUCACAGUCUUGGCUUCCUGCAAGCCGUUCGCAAGUAUCCCAAAGCUGUCAUGUGGUCGGUUCUGCUAUCAACCUCCAUCAUCAUGGAAGGCUACGAUAUCGUCCUCAUCAACUCCUUCUUUGCACAGCCGUCCUUCCGACAACGAUACGGCGAGUUCGACUCCGGGUCUGACGCCUACCAGAUCUCGGCAUCGUGGCAGAACGGCUUGAGUAACGCGGUUAGCAUUGGCACAAUCAUUGGAGCCUUUGCAAACGGAUACUUUACGCACAAGUUUGGCUAUCGAAAGGUGCUCUUGGCGUCGCUACUUCUCGUUGUCGGCUUUGUGUUUAUCCCCUUCUUCGCUCCCAACCUUGGCGUUUUGUUGGCUGGAGAGCUGCUCUGCGGCAUCCCUUGGGGGGUUUUUGCAUCCAUGGCCCCUGCGUAUGCCUCAGAAAUCUGCCCAAUGGCUCUUCGUGGUUAUUUAGCUGUUUAUGUCAACCUCUGCUGGGCUUUCGGUCAGCUAAUCUCGGCUGGUGUCCAAUCUGGAUUCGAGAACAAUACUACAGAAUGGUCUUACAGAAUCCCCUUUGCCAUUCAAUGGGCCUGGCCUAUCCCUCUAUUCUUUAUUCUCUGGUUUGCCCCAGAAUCGCCAUGGUUCUAUGUCCGCCAAGACCUUUUAAGCGAUGCAGAAAAGACCAUUAUUCGGCUUGGUGCAGAUAGGGAUACGGCCAAGCAGACUUUGGCCAUGAUGGUCCACACGAACGAGCUGGAAGAGUCCAUCGAUAAGGGAACUUCAUAUUGGGAUUGCUUUCGCGGCAUUGAUCGCUAUCCUAUGGGAGGAACACCUACUUACUUCUUUGUGCAAGCUGGAUUGCCUACUUCAAUCUCAUUCCAGAUGUCAGUCGGCGGACUGGGACUUGCAUCUGUGGGAACAAUCAUCUCCUGGUUUCUGAUGCACCGCCUCGGAAGGCGUACCAUGUAUCUUUGGGGCUUGGGCAUCCUGACUACGAUACUGCUCGUCGUCGGCUUCAUCAGUGUUGGAGCUGCAAACUCGGCCGGUGGCAACUAUGCUCAGGCGAGUAUGGUCUUGCUUUGGCAGUUUGUUUAUUAUGUGACUGUCGGCCCCAUAUGUUACGCCAUUAUCAGCGAAGUAUCUUCGACUCGUCUGCGAAAUAAAAGCGUCUGUCUUAGCCGGAUCGUUUAUUACAUCGCCCAGAUCAUAUGCAAUGUUGUUAACCCUUAUAUGCUGAACCCCACGGCGGGCAACUGGCGCGGAAAGACUGGCUUUUUCUGGGGUUUCUGGGCCUUUGUCUUUUUCGUUUGGACCUGGUUCAGACUGCCUGAGACCAAAGACAAGACUUUUGAAGAAUUGGAUAUUCUUUUUGCGUCUGGGGUGAAAGCUAGGGAGUUUGCGAGUUACAAAGUGGAUGCUUAUGUGGACAGGGGCAAGAACUUGACUAAAGAUAUCUGA